ACAGCCAUAAUCUAAACUUGCUCAUCUUCCUCAAUUGCUCUCUCUCCUCUUCCAAUUUAAUUACUUCUUCCAACAUCUAAUUUUUUUUUUCCCUUUUCAUUAUAAUCUCUAAAUUAAUUUGUUAUUUAACAUGUAUUCUCCUCCGUCAUCAUCUCAAUCUAGAACUUCAAUUGCAAAAGGAAUUCCUUUAUGUAAACAUGGUGUUCAUGCUAAAUUACAAGUAGUCAAAAAUGGAGCAAGGGUUGGUGAGAGGUUUUACGGAUGUGCAUUUUGGCCAGCACAAGAUUGCAAAUUUUUUAAGUGGGAAAAAGAUGUAGAGUAUACAAGUGAAAUUUCUUCUUGUUUGGAAGAAGAGAAAGCUAUGUUGAUUGGCAAAAUAAGGAAAUUGAAGGCUAAGAAUGCGAAGUUGAAAGAAAGCGAAGCUAUGUUGAAAUUGAAAGUUGUUGAAUAUGUAAACGCACAUAAAGCGUUAAGUUUUGUACUUGUUGCAUCAUGUGUUUUAUUUGUAUUGUUCUUAUUUAUGUCAAGCUAA
Molecule: messenger RNA, 532 nt
Organism: Amaranthus tricolor (Joseph's coat)
Lineage: Eukaryota; Viridiplantae; Streptophyta; Magnoliopsida; Caryophyllales; Amaranthaceae
Exons: 2
Coding region: 131-532 (133 amino acids)
Molecular function (GO): zinc ion binding
Source: RefSeq, a predicted model, not a curated record